AUGGAACCUGGCGACGGCUCGGCCGCCGUUGCAAAACGGCUGCAAACGUACUUCUCUGAAGACAAGCGAUAUGUGCUAUACCGGAGUCUUCCCAGUGGCGCGAGCGGAGACUGUCGCGGCUACAUAGAGGACUUCGGGAGCGGCAGGACGAGGAAGUUUGUGGUCAAGUGGCCCAAUGACGAUGACGAGACCGUCAUAGACGGGUUAAGGAAUGAGAUCGCGUGGUUGCAGGUUUUGAGAUUCGCUGAACAUAUCGUGAGCCCCUUACCGAUUUCCACUGGCAAGGAACUUCCGAAGGACGUGUACAUAUUCCUCGAGUAUAUGGAGAAUGGGACGCUGUCUGAGUUCCUCGAGCGAAUUGGGUCCAUGGCCAUACCGAAUCGUAUAUUAUGGAGUCUGUUUCUCUGCCUGAUCAGAGCCUGCGUGUCCAUGGCUUGGCCACCAGCUGCAGGGCAGCCUGAAGAAGUGAAACCCGGACCACCCUCCCGGCUUUCUCACUGGGACAUGCACGAUGAGAACCUGAUGUUUGGUCAAUUCAACACCGCGUAUCUAGAGCACAGAUUUAUCCCAAUACUCAAGCUUAUCGACUUUGACAAUGCAACCUUGAUCUAUUUCGAGGAGAAGCCCGAUGCGGAUGUCGUGGCAAAGUUCGACAACGACCGCGAAAGCCAACACGUCACAAGCCUGGGAGCCAGCGCCAAUGUUCUCGACGUAGGAAUAGCCAUGACGCGAAUGCUAGCACAACACCGCUUCUUGGACGUGGGCGGCUGUCGCGAAGCAAUACAGCACGAGUACCCGACGUUGGACUUUGAUCUGCAGUUGCUGGUAGUAAGAUGCCUAGCAGCCGAGCCGAAGAACAGGCCGAGUCUGGAAGAGCUGUUGCGCGUGGCCUUUACUGCCGUUGCCACCAAGGCGUUUACAGGAGAGACUGAUGAGGUGAUCCAGCAGAUCAUACAGGCUUUUAUACUUGACGGCAACCAGUCAUAA
Anthostomella pinea is the source of this 987-nucleotide messenger RNA. Lineage: Eukaryota; Fungi; Ascomycota; Sordariomycetes; Xylariales; Xylariaceae. The record is from the annotation of a GenBank genome assembly.